UCAAUGCCCAUUUAAGAGAAUACUACAAACUUCUUUAUUUCCUCUGUUUCUAUCCCUUUUGAUUCGUCUCUACUCUUAAAAUUAGAUUCAAUUUACACUCAUCAUGGAAAACUUCCCCACUAAAAAACACCUAUUUUAAGAACAACUUUCAGAUUGUAGAGAUAAUGCAAGGAAUGUGGAUUUCAUUGAAUAUCAGAUGUGGGAACAAGAUGAAUGAUGUAAGGUGUCAGCCAAAGAAGUGUCCCAAGCUAAGAAGCCAAAACCCAAAUGUGGAAGAUAAGCAUGAAGUCUACAAUGGAUGUGAAAUUGUGGAAAGCAGGAUAAGUUUCAAGCAAACUGCACCUCCUAGCACCUUCAAAGAAAUUGGCAUUGAAGAUCCAUCAAGGAAAGUCAUUGAAAAGAUCCUUCAAGAUGCUUUAACAAACCCAUCGAAGAAAAUGUCGAAGAUCAGGAAGGUUUUUAGAGUUAAGAACUCACCUGAAGUAAUCGAAAAGUUCGAGAAGUACAGAGACGUAGUAAAGCAGAAAGCGAAGAAGACAGAACACAAGUAUCCCAGGAGCUUAGUUGAUGGGAACGAGCUCUUAUGUUUCUAUGUUACUACCAUGAUUUGCCAGAACAGACGAUCAGAGCCAAUCUCGGGACCUUGUGAACAUCCCGACUGUAAUCUGUGCCUGACUAUUAGCUCGAGUUUUGAUAUAAAGAGCACAAAAAGGUUUGGGCUUCAGCUAAGUAUGAGCAAUGCGGCACUAAGCGAGAGUAUCGCAAUGAUUUCAAAGGGAAAGAGUUCUAAAACGGUAGUGAUCAUCUGCAGGAUUAUAGCAGGGAGAAUACGAGCUGUAAAAGAUAGGACAAAUGAAGAUGAAUACGAUUCGAUUAGGAAUUAUAGAGGAUUCUGUUUCAAUUCUGAGAAUUUGAUUGUGAAGAAUCCUAAUGCUGUACUUCCUUGCUUUGUUAUAGUACUAAACUGAACUAAAUCAGCUUAUA
Messenger RNA from Amaranthus tricolor (Joseph's coat), 984 nucleotides. RefSeq lists its product as uncharacterized. The record is from RefSeq and is a predicted model, not a curated record. The transcript is spliced from 2 exons. NCBI's taxonomy places the organism in Eukaryota, Viridiplantae, Streptophyta, Magnoliopsida, Caryophyllales, Amaranthaceae. The coding region runs from base 165 to 968 and encodes 267 amino acids.